CAACAGUUCGGCGCCGAGAGGCAUAGGCUCUCGCGCAGCAUUGCUGCCGCUCUCCCCACGCCCAGAACUUCCCUCUGGGCGAACGUGACGAUAUGAAAUAUGGCAGAUGGAGAGCUUGGUAGAGAAAAUAGUUUUGCCAAGCUCUUGAAUCACAAGUCAACCUACAGUUGCAUUUAACAAACACACAUACGGCAGAAAUUUUGGAAUUAUCCGACUGAGAAUUUAAAAUAACUAUGAUUAAUAUGUUAAAGACCCUAAUGGAAAAAGUGGACAACACACAAGAACAGGAAUUCUGUGCCUGAUUAGACAAAGGAAGUGUCAAUCACAAUGAUUCUUCAGGACAUUACUAUGGUUACCAAACAGUGCUCCAGGCUGGACAUUCCAGAAGAGGACAAGGAGGAACCAAGAUGGCCUUCUUCAACUUAUAUCUAUUGGGAUAUCAACAUCCCUUUCGGAACAAAAAAAGGGACAUAACUGAAGAAACAAACCAGAGGGAAUCAGUGUCCACUAGGCUUCCCCCCAUUAUCUCAGAAGAUGGGAAUUAUUUCCUGCACCAGAAUAGUCACAUGAGAUACAAUGAAGCUGUACAGAAGGUGUUGCUAAAAACAUUCCCCAAUCAGGUCUUCAGAGUCCCUCUGACUGAUGCUCAGAACUUCAGCUUCUGGCGGUCUCAUGAUCCAGGAGUACGUCCAGAGAAAACCAUGCCAUGGAUCUGGAGCCCACGCCACUGUCUCAUUAAAAGCCCAAUGACCAGGUUUAUGGAUCACUCCAUUCUUAACGACAGAAACUUCAGUCUAUAUUGAGGAGGAAAUGAUUGUAUAAGGACAAACAAGAUGGAUUGUGAAAGAAGUACAAGGAGUGGGAAAGAGGGAGAAGUAUCCCAGUUCUGAUGACUUUGACUAAUGGGAAGAGGGGAAUCAAGAAAGCAGAGUAAACAGAUUGGACUAGAAGUCCUUUGUGUGCA
Ictidomys tridecemlineatus (thirteen-lined ground squirrel) is the source of this 964-nucleotide messenger RNA. Lineage: Eukaryota; Metazoa; Chordata; Mammalia; Rodentia; Sciuridae. The record is from RefSeq and is a predicted model, not a curated record.